This is a messenger RNA of Xylaria bambusicola, 2031 nucleotides long. RefSeq lists its product as uncharacterized. The record is from RefSeq and is a predicted model, not a curated record. NCBI's taxonomy places the organism in Eukaryota, Fungi, Ascomycota, Sordariomycetes, Xylariales, Xylariaceae. The transcript has a single exon. The coding region runs from base 236 to 1852 and encodes 538 amino acids.
AACGCCCUAUCCAUGACUCCUUAUCCAUCGUGAACAAUGGUAUAGUCUGAUCCGUAAAGUACAUAAUUGCCUUGCUCUACCCUAAUCGCCAUCUUCUUCUCCUUCUCGAAAAUCAUUUUACUAAGUGAAGCAGUAAGUUGACGGGAUCAACUAACUACCUAGGAGAGAGAAAAAGCGCAUAAGUUUUCAUCUUUCCUAGGUCUUCACUUAUACACAUACGUUCCUCUCUAACAAGAUGUGUGGGUGCACGAAAACCACGUACCUCUGUCAAUGUCGACAUAAAGAGCGAAGAGUAGAACGUUGCCAUAUCUACCAGCUCCGGGAUCAAGGAUCCUUCUGGGCCUGGUGUUUUCCGAACUGUCGUACCACAGUUCUCAAACAUCGUCUCAAGCGCGUCUGCCGCGAUUGCGGAGAUUAUUUCCACGAAAAGUACGGCGAGGAGCAAUACAAGAAGUUCAUCCAGCUCUUCCUCGAGUACAAGGAGAGCAAAGGUUGGGGUAAGACCGCCAUUGAUCCACGUACCGUCCCGCGCGAAGUCCUACUCAAACGACAAUCUGCGCCGCCUCAACUAUCAUCUCGCAGCGAUGGACAGCCGCGAGCAAGGGGUCAACCAUUUCAAGUUCAUCAACCUAUGGUAGCAGAGAUCGACAGGCCUCCUAUAAGACGUCAUGGCACACCUUUUGUACACCAGCCCAUGCCUCCAAGCCCUAGCGAGGGCAGCGUCGAUACCGUGAUAUCGUCUUUGAAAGCAGCCUUUGUGCCAAAGGUAAGUGGUGCUAAAGCCCAGCGCUCAGACCCAUCGUAUGUGCCAAACAUAAACAAACCCUUGCCGGCUGACCCGAGUCCAUUUGUAGUAGGGGAUUUCGAAGACGAAGAUGGCAACACCGGCCACGUAGAGAAACCGCGUGUGUUCACGCCGGACCCCGAGCCCAUAUAUGACAGCACCAGACUACCGCUAGACUUCGGCAUGGUCCCCGAACUAGCACACCUCGCCCGAGACAAGCGGAGAGGUAAGCGGCGACACAAUCGUCGCCCGGAACUCCAACACCCUCAGCCCAAGCAUUACAAAAUCCCGCGGAGACUUCGCAAUCCCGGGAGUGUUUCGGACUGUAGUCUCGUGAAGAGGCUCACUAAGGCAGCCAGGAAGCUCGUAAUUCCAAACCUCGACUGGGACGAAAUCGACGGAAAACUCGUGCCACGGGAAUUAACCCCUCCACCAGGCGAACCACGCACUCCCACACCCCCUAGCACCCCGCGUACUCCGAAACAGUUUACUACUACAGGUCUUUACAGCCCUACCGACAUGGCCAUCGCUAACAACACCGUUCCAGGGCCACUGGCUCCAGGACGGAGGCCGAAGAUGAGCGAACCGCAUAGUGCCAGACAUAACGGCGCCUUUGCAACAUCCCCCAAGUCCUACUUCGUCACCACGCAGGAAGACCCGUCCUCACCCACCGGUGCCUCAGCCCACGUCCUUCAUUCGCGGUCCCAUAAACGCGUCGUCGUUCCUCCGCCGCUCCGUCUCAACGGAGUCCUAGUGCCCUCGGCAUCGGACUGCCCGCACCAUCCCAACAAAGGGAGAGGGGACCCCGACGCUGACUGCACGGCGUGUCGCGGCUUAUUCUUUCGAGAACGAGGUCUUCCCUCCGAGACAUUUAUCGAGCAGGAGUGCCGCUCCGCGACUUUCGAGAAGAUGCACUCGCCCGUGUUGGUCUCCGUCAAAGUCCCCGAGCGCCGAUACUCUUGUGCUGUUCAAGCGUGUUACUGUGAUGAAUUGAAUGAUACAGGGAGGUGUGUCCCGUGUCGUCAGCGCGACAGCAUUGCGAAACAGUUGCAGAGCAAUUGGAUCUGAGUAAGUCGAUGAAUGCGUGAGUUACUAUAAGAAUGAACAAAGAAAGAAAAGGAGAGCGGCAACCGUAAACUGAGAUUGAUAAGUAAAGAUGGUGUGAUGGGUUUACCGGCGCAGUUUUUUUUUUUUUUUAGUAAGUCAGCUAUAUGCGUUUAUAUCACCGUAUAGCGAUAUUAUAUCUU